AUGAAGGCUGGUGCUCUCCUCGCUCUGCUUGCGGCGCCCAUGGCGGCCAAUGCCCACUACAUCUUCAACAUUCUCGUCGUCAACGGCCAGACCAUUGGUGGCGAGUACGCCUACGCUCGUAAGAACAGCAACGCGUACAACCCCGUCAUCACCAACGACAUUGUCAACUCCAACGACCUCCGCUGCAACAGGGGCGCUGUCGCUGGUAACACCGGUACCUACACCGUCAAGGCCGGUGACAAGAUCGGCUUCAAGAUCUUCAACAACGAGAGGAUCGAGCACCCUGGUCCUGGAUUCGUCUACAUCUCCAAGGCUCCCGGAAAGGUCAAGGACUACGAUGGCAGCGGCGUCUGGACCAAGGUCAUGGAGAGCGGUCUUGCCAACCCCAGCGCCCCUGGUGUUGACAAGAGCUGGGCCAACUGGGACAAGGAUAGGCUCGAGUGGACCAUCCAGAAGAGCAUUCCUGCUGGUGAAUACCUUGUCCGUGUCGAGCACAUUGGUCUUCACGAGGGUCACGUUGGCAAGGCCCAGUUCUACAUGGAGUGCUUCCAGCUGAACAUCCAGUCCUCUGGCACUGGAACUCUCGGCCCCACUGUCAAGAUCCCCGGUCUCUACAGCGCCAACGAUGCCGGUAUCAAGUUCAACAAGUGGAACAACCCCAAGUCUUACCCCAUGCCCGGCCCCAAGCUCUACGCCGGCCAGUAA
Molecule: messenger RNA, 705 nt
Organism: Bipolaris zeicola 26-R-13
Lineage: Eukaryota; Fungi; Ascomycota; Dothideomycetes; Pleosporales; Pleosporaceae
Product: lytic polysaccharide monooxygenase
Exons: 2
Coding region: 1-705 (234 amino acids)
Source: RefSeq, a predicted model, not a curated record